This is a messenger RNA of Echinococcus granulosus, 816 nucleotides long. RefSeq names its product N(G),N(G)-dimethylarginine dimethylaminohydrolase. The record is from RefSeq and is a predicted model, not a curated record. Gene Ontology annotation, molecular function: dimethylargininase activity; amino acid binding. NCBI's taxonomy places the organism in Eukaryota, Metazoa, Platyhelminthes, Cestoda, Cyclophyllidea, Taeniidae. Gene Ontology annotation, biological process: positive regulation of nitric oxide biosynthetic process; arginine metabolic process. The transcript has 4 exons. Bases 1 to 816 code for a protein of 271 amino acids.
AUGGCUUUAAAAUACACCACUGCUUUGGUCAUUCAACCAUCGCGCGAGGCAUUUGGCAAUGAUUAUGAAAAGGCGAAAGCUGAGCAUGACAGAUUCGUUGAUGCACUGCGUCAGUUGGAGGUCAAUAUUCUAGAAUAUGGACCCGAAGAACGUCGCCCUAAUGCUCACAAAGUUGGGGAUAUUGCUAUUAUAAUAAAUGGAACGGCUCUGAUGUGUCGACCCUUCGGUUCGGACCGACAAGGCGAAGUGAGUGUUGUCCGUCAGACAUUAAAGAAGGAGAUUGGGCUUACUAUUGCUGAGUUAAACAAUGACCAAGCGCAACUGGAAGGUAGUGAUGUACUUUUCACAGGUCAGGAGAUAAUCGUCGGAAUCUCCACCCAUACUAAUGAGGCAGGAGCACAGUCCGUCGCUCGGGCUUUUCCGGAGUAUCCCACGACGAUUGUAGCGGUGCCAUCUCCUCUCAGUUGUUUAAAGGAUGCUGUCUGUAUGGCUGGCAUCAAUGUGAUGGCCAUUGGGAAUUCCGAGGCUGCUCGCAAGGUGUUUAAAUCUAUCGGUGAAGUCGCCUCAAGCAACUACAAAGUUCUUCAUCUGGCAGAGCCGAUUGCCGCCAGUGUGCUCUAUGUCAACGGAUGCUUAAUGCAUUAUGACCAAACAAUGAUUCCAGAGACCUGCCAAAUCUUCGAGAACAAAAUUGACUAUCUGCGUUAUCCUUUGGAUCUGCCGGUGCUGCAAAGCCACGGAGCUUCACUGCACAAGUUGGCUCUGCUCUCCGGUCGAGUCCGCAACCAACGACACAUUGCCUCCACCAUGCCUUAG